GCUUGUUCAACCUAAUAGCAAUUUCUGCGAAGGAUGAUACCACCUAGCAAACACAUCACUGACAUUAAUAUAUACUGAGAAUAGUAUUUGGAACUGUACCAGGUUAGCUAAUCGAUUCUAACGAUCGAGGAAUCCUCUUGCUUGAGCCAACUAACUAUAUAAUCACCAAUGUUUAGAAAGCAGUGAGCAUACCAGGCAGCGCAUACAACGCUUGAUGAAUCAGGAAUUCAGGAUGGCCUCUCAGGUGUCAUUUCUGCUUGGUCUUUCCUAUGUCCUCGCCGCAUGGAUCUACUCCGAAAUCCUGGGAUACAGGGAAUCUUUAUCUCAUGAAAAAGUCCACUCGGAUGCUCACUUGGAUAACGAAACCAUCAAACAAGAUGACAAGGCAGUACUACUUGAAGGAGGCCAUGGCCAGUCGAAACCACCAUCAUCUACAAAGUUCCGCAACAUGUCUACCAAAGCAAAUUUAAUACGGUUUAUAACAUUGGACGAGUCUUUUCUGCUUCAAAACCGUGCUGUACUGAGAGCCAUGGCUGAAUUUGGCAUUAUUAUGGUUUACUUUUACAUCUGUGAUCGGACAAACAUAUUUCCAGAAAGCAAGAAGAGCUACAACCGUGACCUGUUUCUGUUUUUAUACAUUCUUCUCAUCAUAGCAUCAACACUUACUUCACUUACGAAGCACCAUGAAAAAUCAGCAAUUUCAGGAAAGUCCAUUCUCUAUCUUAAUCGCCACCAAACUGAUGAAUGGAGAGGGUGGAUGCAGGUCUUAUUUCUGAUGUACCACUAUUUCGCUGCCUCAGAAAUAUACAAUGCAAUUCGUGUGUUCAUUGCUGCCUAUGUCUGGAUGACUGGAUUUGGGAAUUUCUCCUAUUACUAUAACAAGAAAGAUUUUAGUAUUGCAAGAUUUGCUCAGAUGAUGUGGAGGGUAAAUUUCUUUGCGGCAUUCUGUUGCAUUGUCCUUUACAAUGAUUACAUGCUGUAUUAUAUCUCUCCAAUGCACACUCUAUUUACUCUUAUGGUAUACGGAUCACUUUGUCUUUUUAAUAAGUACAAUGGGAUACCAUCAGUCAUGGCUAUUAAGAUUGCUUUCUGCUUCUUGACUGUCAUUUUGAUAUGGGAAAUUCCUGGGGUAUUUGAAAUUUUGUGGGCGCCAUUUACAUUUCUGAUAGGCUAUAAAAAUCCAGAGCCUUCUAAGGUAAACUUACCCCUGUUACACGAGUGGCAUUUCCGUUCUGGCCUUGAUCGAUACAUAUGGAUCUUUGGAAUGAUUUAUGCUUACUUGCAUCCUAAUGUUGAAAGAUGGAUGGAGAAGCUGGAAGAAUCUGAGACUAAGGUUAGAUUGUCAAUCAAGGGAACCAUUGUGACAAUUUCCUUGAUGGCUGGCUAUCUGUGGUACGAAUAUAUCUACAAGCUAGACAAACUUACAUACAACAAGUACCAUCCCUACACAUCGUGGAUUCCUAUAACUGUUUAUAUCUGCCUACGCAAUUGCACCCAGCAGUUGAGGAGUUCCUCUUUGGCGCUUUUUGUUUGGCUUGGCAAAAUCACAAUGGAGACUUAUAUUUCUCAAUACCACAUAUGGCUCAGGUCUGGUAUUCCAAAUGGACAGCCAAAGUUACUUCUAUGUUUCAUACCAAAUUAUCCAUUGCUUAACUUCAUGCUUACUACAACGAUAUAUCUUUUGCUAUCAUACCGGAUGUUUAAGCUCACAAACGUACUGAAGGAGGCUUUCAUUCCCACUAAGGAUAACAAUGGUCUAUAUCAAAAUUUUAUUGCUGGGAUCGUCAUCUUUGUGUGCCUCUAUUGCUGCUCACUUGUUCUUCUGAAAAUUCCUAUUGUUUAGGUAAACACCUGGAACCUACAAUAGUUGAAGUUAUCUACUCUGUCUUGAGCUAUGUGUUUCAUGUAACUCAACUCAGAUAGCACAUUGUAUCUCCGGGAAUGAAGAAAUUUCCAAGUAAAUGAACUUGACAGUUGGUUGCUUUUGCAACAUGUUUAGUUGAUAGGAUGUUCAACUCUGUCCUCAAUUCCUUUUCAUAGUUGGAGACAGUUGAAUUGCAUGAAGAAACUGCUCAUUUGCUCAUGUAGAAUAUUGCAUUACCAGAGGAUGCCGAUAUAGGGGGUCCAUUUUCAUAUGUUGUGAAAUCGUAGUUAGUGGCGGAGCCAGGAAAUUCAGAGAGCCUAGGCAAACUUUUAAUAAUAAAAAUAACUAAUUAAA
Messenger RNA from Phragmites australis (common reed), 2218 nucleotides. RefSeq names its product protein REDUCED WALL ACETYLATION 3-like. The transcript is spliced from 15 exons. Gene Ontology annotation, biological process: xyloglucan metabolic process; plant-type secondary cell wall biogenesis; xylan biosynthetic process. The record is from RefSeq and is a predicted model, not a curated record. Gene Ontology annotation, cellular component: Golgi apparatus. Lineage: Eukaryota; Viridiplantae; Streptophyta; Magnoliopsida; Poales; Poaceae. The coding region runs from base 215 to 1843 and encodes 542 amino acids. Gene Ontology annotation, molecular function: acetyltransferase activity.